Molecule: messenger RNA, 1259 nt
Organism: Myxocyprinus asiaticus (Chinese sucker)
Lineage: Eukaryota; Metazoa; Chordata; Actinopteri; Cypriniformes; Catostomidae
Product: transcription factor Sp8-like
Exons: 2
Coding region: 21-1259 (412 amino acids)
Biological process (GO): regulation of transcription by RNA polymerase II
Molecular function (GO): DNA-binding transcription factor activity, RNA polymerase II-specific; RNA polymerase II cis-regulatory region sequence-specific DNA binding
Source: RefSeq, a predicted model, not a curated record
GUUGCGCGGACACUCGUGAUAUGGCAACUUCACUUCUUGGGGAGGAACCUAGGGUUGGAUCCACUCCACUGGCCAUGUUAGCAGCGACCUGUAAUAAAAUCGGGAGUUCGAGUCCCUGCUCGGACAGCGGCGCGUUCGUAAAAGGGGGUUUUCACCCAUGGAAGCGCGCAUCGCCCAGCAGCUGUUCUCUCUCGCCGUUCGGGGCGCAACGGAACGAUUCAUUCAGCGCCAACAGCUCCUUCUCCUUAGCGGGCACCAACACCUCCAGCAGCCCGUUUGGAAACGAUUACCCUGUGUUUCAGACUUCAGUCGUCAACAGUUCUCCAGACCCGAGCGCGCAGUCGGUGUUCAUCUCUAAAGUGGACACUCUACAGGGGAUUUACCCGAGGAUGAGCGUUGCGCACCCGUACGAGACGUGGUUCAAAUCCGCGCAUGCUGGCAUCUCCGCCGGGGACGUGGGCACCGGUAGUGGGUCCUCUUGGUGGGAUGUGGGCACCGGUUGGAUUGAUGUCCAAAGCGCAAACGGUGCCGCGCUCCAAACCUCUCUGCACUCGCCCCUGAAUGGGUACAACUCAGACUAUUCUUCCUUCACCCAUUCAGCGUUCAGUGCCAGCCCGACCCAGCAUCUUCUCACGGGUGGACAGCACCUGAUGGACGGAUUCAAACCGGUUUUAUCAGCUACUUAUCCAGAAACCAGUCCUAAUUCAAUAGCAGGCGCCAAUGGCGCAAUUUUACCUGCGGUAACCCUGGCUGGAUCUCCCCGCUCAACCACCAGGCGCUACUCGGGCAGAGCGACCUGUGACUGUCCGAACUGCCAGGAGGCGGAGAGACUGGGGCCCGCGGGGGCCAGCCUGCGCAGAAAGGGGCUCCACAGUUGCCACAUCCCGGGCUGCGGGAAGGUAUACGGGAAGACGUCGCAUCUCAAAGCGCAUUUGCGCUGGCACACCGGCGAGAGGCCGUUCGUAUGUAACUGGCUGUUUUGUGGGAAGCGCUUCACCAGGUCCGAUGAGCUCCAGCGGCAUUUACGCACACAUACCGGGGAAAAACGAUUCGCCUGUCCGGUGUGCAACAAGCGCUUCAUGCGCAGCGACCACCUCAGUAAACACGUGAAAACGCACAGCGCCGGUGAGCCCGGGUCGAACGGGGAUAAAAAGGGCAGCGAGACCGACAGCGAACAGAGUGUACCGGGCAGCCCAUCCUGUCAGUCCCCCGAAAUGAUCCACAAGACAGAACCCGUCCAGAACGGGCUCAAUCACUGA